GCCACUUAAAGCAGAGCUGGAGCUGACAGGCAGGCGGAACGAGCGAGCUGGGUCCCCGAGAGCGGUCGCCGCUCUCUCUCUGGCGCCCAGGUCCGCGGCUAUGGUCCGCGCGCCGCUCGCCGCCUCGGCCGCCCACGACCCCUAGACGCCGGCACUCGCUCUCGGCUCGGACCGCUGGCGCAGAGCCGGCCCUCCACGCCGCGCCCGGGCUGCCGUUCUAAGGGCAGCUUUGCCAGAGGAUUUAUAGAUACUGAGGUGCAGUUGGAGCUAAUCCACAUCAUGGAAGUGGACACCACUGAACCUGAGCCAGACUGUGUAGUACAGCCUCCUUCUCCUCCUGAUGACUUUUCAUGCCAAAUGAGAAUUUCUGAGAAGAUCAGUCCAUUGAAAACUUGUUUUAAGAAAAAACAGGAACAGAAAAGAUUGGGAACUGGAACCCUGAGAUCCUUGAGGCCAAUAUUAAAUACUUUGCUAGAAUCUGGCUCACUUGAUGGAGUUUUUAGAGCUAGAGACCAAAAUGGAGAUGAGAGCAGCUUACACGAACAUAUAGUGAAAAAACCGCUGGAAAUCAACCCAUCGUGUCCUCCAGCAGAAAACAGUAUGCCUGUCCUGAUUCCUGAUGGGACAAAUGUUGAGAGCCAAUUGCCGGAAGGGCAUCCUUCUACGGAUGCUCCAGAGCAGGUGGUUCCAAUCCAGGAUCACAGUUUUCCACCGGAAACCAUCAGUGGGACAGUGGCAGAUUCUACAACAGGACACUUCCAAACUGACCUUUUGCAUCCUGUUUCAGGUGAUGUUCCUACAAGUCCUGACUGCAUAGAUAAAGUUGUGGAUUAUGUCCCAGGAGCUUUCCAAGACAAUAGUUUCACAAUCCAGUACAUUUUGGAUACCAGUGAUAAGCUGAGUACUGAGCUCUUCCAAGACAAGAGUGAGGAAGCUUCCCUUGACCUUGUGUUUGAACUUGUAAACCAGCUACAGUACCAUACUCACCAAGAGAAUGGAAUUGAAAUUUGUAUGGACUUUCUGCAAGGCACUUGCAUUUAUGGCAGGGAUUGUUUGAAACAUCACACUGUAUUGCCCUAUCAUUGGCAGAUCAAAAGGACAACCACUCAGAAGUGGCAGAGUGUUUCCAAUGAUUCUCAGGAGCAUUUGGAAAGAUUUUAUUGUAAUCCAGAAAAUGAUAGAAUGAGAAUGAAGUAUGGAGGACAAGACUUUUGGGCAGAUUUGAAUGCCAUGACUGUAUUUGAAACAACUGAAUUUGACCAACUCCGAAGGCUGUCUACACCACCCUGUAGUAGUUCAAACUCUAUUUACCACACAUUUUGGAAAUUCUUCUGUAGAGACCACUUUGGAUGGAGAGAGUAUCCUGAGUCUGUUGUUCGACUAAUUGAAGAAGCCAACUCUCGGGGUCUGAAAGAAGUUAGAUUUAUGAUGUGGAACAACCAUUACAUCCUCCACAACUCGUUCUUCCGGAGAGAAAUAAAACGGAGACCUCUUUUCCGUUCCUGUUUCAUACUGAUUCCAUAUUUACAAAUCCAGAUUAAGCAAUAUAUCUGUAAGACAGACAUGAAAGUGGAACAGGGAGUCUAGGAGGAGGACGAGGGACAGUAAACAGAAACGGAAUGAACAAAGUACAAAGGUAUACAUGUGAAUUAUUUACUUUUCUCAUUGCUUUAACAAAAUACCUGACAAAAGCAAAACUUAAGGAAGAAGCAGUCUGUUGUGGCUCUUGGUUUAAGGUACAGUUGAUCGUGGCAGGGAAGCUGUGAUAGAAGCUGUGUGAGAUGGCUGCUCGUGUUACAUCUGCAGUCAGAAAACAAAAGAAUGCUCAUUGUCUUCCUUUUUAUUCAGUCUUGAGACUCAGACCAGCCAUGUGAACAUCUUUACAGCAUGCAAAAAAGUUUAUUUCCUGUGUUAUUCUGAAUCCUGUAAGAUGAACCAUUAUAGACAUCUGUAGCAUAAUGAAACCCAUUAUUCUGAAUGCCAACUGUAAAUAACAAAUAAGUCUUAGCAGAAUGUUUGGGAAGAAUCUUACCUUUGUUGGAAAUGUCAAACCCUAACAAUAAUGGAAAACCAGGUAGGCUAGUACCUACCUUUGCAAAGCUGGGUAGGAGCUGGGGGCUAAAAGUUGGAUGUUCUUCUGUAAUUUGUUCAGAACAGUGAUGACAUUUUUAAGAAGAGCCAGAGUUUUUGAGACUGAUUAAAGUGGUAGAGCUUCUCUUUAGAAAAGCUUACCAGUGAGAAACAUUACCAUUGUAACAGGAAAAUAUACCUGUGCCAAGUCUCCAAAGGAAUUUGUCAGCUCUCAGAAAAUAAUCCAAAAGACAAGAAAGUCUUUUGUUGUAAAAGUUGGAGGAACUACUUAAAUCUGCCCCUGAAUUUCAGAUGAGGGUGGUAGGAGUCCUGAAUCUACUCACUUAGAGCUUUGUCUUACAAAGGGGCUUUAGGGCACAUUGAAUUGAAGGGACAGCUACUUACAUGAAGCUGACAGGGAUUAGAGAAGGCAAUUGUGUUUCCAUAGCAUUAACUUCUUAACAAGCCAUCUUUUAAAAGUUGUAGUGGCGAUACCAGUAAUAGUGGUUGUCAUAAGAGUCAGACAAACCAGCUUGUAUCUACCAAUUAGUAGCUUUAUUUUAUUGUAAGUUGUGGAAAUCAAAAGAAACAGGCCUGGAUUAAAAAAUACAUCUGCUAUAUUAGGACAAAUCAUUAACUACUCUGAACUGUUUGUUUAUUUGAGGAGGGGAAAUCAAACCAUAUUGCAGUUCGUGUGACAGUGACACUGUAUGAAAUGUAUAGUGUGUGUUCAGUGGGUGACUAAUGACAGCAGUGGUAGAAUAUGCUCUUUAGAGACAAAUGUUCAUAUACAACUAUAACCUCUGUGUCACAAAG
Mastomys coucha (southern multimammate mouse) is the source of this 2886-nucleotide messenger RNA. It is a transcript of the gene Tiparp, whose product is annotated as TCDD inducible poly(ADP-ribose) polymerase. The record is from RefSeq and is a predicted model, not a curated record. NCBI's taxonomy places the organism in Eukaryota, Metazoa, Chordata, Mammalia, Rodentia, Muridae. Gene Ontology annotation, molecular function: metal ion binding. Bases 280 to 1587 code for a protein of 435 amino acids. The transcript is spliced from 5 exons.